UGGGUGAUUGUGCUUAUCCACAUGCAGACACAAGGAGAGCAACAAAACAAAGGACUGUAAAGAAGGAAGGUAGUUCAAUACAGUCAGUGAUCCAUCACGGUUAACAUUUAUGAAAAUUAUAGGUGAUGUAGAGAACCUGUGCAUGUGGGAGUGUAUGUGUGUGAUGGGUCCAGGAAGUCUGGGUGAGGGGUGGAAAUAAGGGGAGAGAGAGAGAGAGAGGAAGUCAUUCAUUGUUGCACCUGUGUCAGGUAGCUCAUUCUGAAGUUGCUGCUUAAGGUUACAACACAACCAGAGAGUUCAUGCGGACGAGCAACAGAAUCAGAAUCAGUGAACUCCAGAGUCAUGGAUAUACAGAACAGAGGGAGAACUGUGUGCAUUCCUUUAGCAGAAGUUGAAAAAUAUUACAACUUAACCCGCUGUUGCCACUGGUUACACAAUGAGAUCAUGCAGAAGGAGUCCAGCCCUCUCUUCGCUGCUGACAUCAUCACCGAGCUCAAGAAACAGUUUGCUUACCUUUCAGGAGGAAGAGGACAGGAUGGUAGCCCUAUUAUAAUCUUCCCAGAAUUCCCUUCAUUUUCUGAAAUUGCAGAACAAGACUUUCGUAAUGUUCUCACCUACCUGACAAGUGUUCCAAGUCUGAGUGCAGCAGGAGUUGGCUUUAUUGUAGUGAUCGACAGACGCAGGGAUCGAUGGACUUGUUUAAAGGGAACAUUAUUGCGGAUCUCAGGCUGGUUUCCUGGUAAUCUUCAGCUUGUUCUGGUGCUGAGACCCAGUGCCAUACUGCAGCGAACACUGUCGGAUGUGUUCUUCAAAAUACACAGAGAUGACUUUAAGGUGCCGGUUAUCAUGCUGAGCUCAGUGGCUGAUCUGCACUCUUAUAUUGAGCGGAGUCAGCUGACACAAGAACUGGGUGGCUCUCAAUACUACUGUCACAAGACCUGGAUCACACAUCGCACCGAUCUCGAAAGCUUUGCUGCAUUAGUGAAGAGGAUGGCUCACAGACUGCAAGUGUUUGGGAGGGAACUAGCAGAAACAGAACUUCCUGAAAACCUCCAAACAGCCAACAAUCUGCUGAACACACACACCAGCAGGAAAGAGAGUCUGAAAGAAGAGAUGGCAGGAGUUCUCAGCCAGGGACGGGGACUUCUGGAAAACAUUAGAGAACCUGUGCGUAGAGAUCCCGAUAGUAGUCUAAACCCCGAUCAGCUGGAGAACCUCGCUAUAGUGCACAGGCUUUUAUCCCAGUUAAAUGAGAGCUCCACAGCGUUCGAUGACUUCUGGUUUCAGCAUCAAAAUAAGCUGGAAUUGUACUUGAAACUCUGCCAGUUUGAGCACAACUUUCAGCAGGUGCGGACAGAAUUUGAGCAGGCUACAGACACACUGAAUGCUUUUUCAGAUGUUGGAAUAAGCCACACCCAAACAGAACACCUCCUCGAAGAGUUGGCCAAUCAGGAAGAAAAGACUUGUGAAGUGCUGGACAGAGUUAGGUCCCUGGUUGCUGAGGGCAAAGGUUUGAUUGACAGCAGUCAGAACGUUGAUGGCAGUGUUGCAGUGAAAUGCAGUGAACUUCAAAGAAUCGCAGAUAAACUCACCCAAGAGCUCAAUGACAAGAGGACUAUGUUGACACAAGCUACAGAGCUACACAAACGACUGGACAUGAUGGGUAAAUGGUGUGAUGAUGGGAUUUACAUGCUAGCGUCACAGCCUCUUGACAAGUGCCAGUCACAGGAGGGGGCGGAGUCGGCACUGUCAGAACUGGAGAGUUACCUGGAGACAGCCAAUGAGAAGCAGCAAUCGGACAUCAACACAGUUUGGGUUGAAUAUGAGAGCAUUCUGGACACUGAGCUCAGGGAGCAGGUAAACCGACUUUUUGAGAAAAAAGCCUCACUACAAGAGAUGUUUGAGAGGAGGAGGGUUAGUCUAAAGAAACUAGCAGCCAAGCAAACACGGCCAGUUCAGCCUGUCGCCCCUCGACCGGAGUCACUCUCAUCUCCAGCUCACAGAGAUCCUGAGAGCAUCUGCGUGCAGGUAAGCUGUGAUCAGGUUGACAGGAGCAGCCGCAACGCCUCUGUAUCUGAGGAGGAGGAGACCCUCGCUGUGCUCCGCAGACAUGUUAUGAAUGAGUUACUGGAAACAGAGCGGGCGUAUGUAGAAGAACUUAUGUGUGUUUUGCAGGGAUAUGCUGCUGAAAUGGACAACCCCUCCAUGGCUCCUCUCAUCCCUUCAGCUCUACAGAACAAAAAACAUGUGUUAUUUGGGAACAUGCAGGAGAUUUAUAAUUUCCACAAAAGAAUAUUCCUCAUUGAACUCGAGACGUACACUGACUGCCCUGAGCUUGUGGGACGAUGCUUUCUGGACGGGAUGGGUGAGCUGCAGAUAUAUGAGAAAUACUGUCACAAUAAGCCUCGCUCUGAGAGUCUCUGGAGGCAGUGCUCUGACUGUGCCUUCUUCCAGGAGUGUCAGAGGAAACUCGAGCACAAAUUGGGGCUGGACUCCUACUUACUAAAACCUGUGCAGAGGAUUACUAAGUACCAGCUGCUGGUGAAGGAGAUGAUUAAAUAUAGCAAAGGCUGCGAGGGGUUGGUGGAGCUGCAGGCGGCUCUUUCCUCCCUACUGGGCAUCCUGAAGGCUGUAAAUGACUCGAUGCAUCUUAUCGCUAUCACUGGAUAUGAGAGUAACCUUGCAGACCUGGGUCGCCUGCUGAUGCAGGGGUCAUUCAGCGUGUGGGCGGAGCAUAAGAGAGGUCACGUGAAAGUGAUGGAGCUCGCAAGGUUUAAGCCCAUGCAAAGACACCUGUUUCUGCACGAGAAAGCUCUGCUCUUCUGUAAGAGACGAGAGGAGAGUGGGGAGGGUUAUGAGAAAGCCCCCUCCUACAGCUUCAAACAGGAGCUCAGCAUGAGUGCUAUUGGAAUAACAGAACAGGCUAAAGGGGACAGCAAGAAGUUUGAGAUCUGGUCCAGUUCAAGGGAUGAAGUGUACACGGUACAGGCCGCCUCUGAGGAGAUUAAGACCAUCUGGGUGACAGAAAUCCGGAAGCUUCUGACAGGACAGCUGGAGGCCUGCAAAGAAGCACGUCAGCAAAAGGUUCCUGAUCAGAACAGCUCAACCAGCAGACUGGUGAAAGGUGAACAUAUGAGUGUCAGAAGUGGAGGAGUGGAGAAACAGAAGAUAGAAGAGGAAAAGGGCACAGAACCUGAGAACGUUCCACAUCCUAGAACGACAGAGAGAGUAAAAGGGUCUUCUUGCAGGUCAGAGACAAAACCAAAACGACAGGAUAUCCGGAGUGACCCUACGCCUCUAGAAACAGGGUCACACCCUAACUUGGGCGGAGUCAGGUGGUUCAGUACAUCAAGCCUGUUUCAGAAUCGUAGGAGAAGUACACAUACUGAGUACACACGAUGGACUAAAGGAUCUCUCUCGCUGGAUGCCAUUGAGUGUGACGGAUACUAUAGUGCUGAGGAGCAUGUGACCUCUGACCCCGACGAGGAGAAAGAAGAGAAAAAGUGUGAAGAUGAACCACUACCGGUGUGGACAGAAGAAGAAAUCCAGUGUUCUGAAGAAACAGAGAAUCUUGAGAAAUAAUUGUGCGUGUGUGUAUCCAUCAUAUACUGUACUCUAGGGAUAUCACAAUAUACUGAUAUUCACUUUAACCGUGAUAUUAAAAACCAUGAUUAUCAAAAUGGUGUUAAUACAUUUGUAAAUUAUUCAGCACCUAUUUAAAACUUUGCUUUAAAGUGAUAGUUCACCCAAAAAUGAAAAUUCUGUCAUCAUUUACUCACCUUCUUGUCAUUUCAAACCUGUAUGACUUUCUUUCUGCUGCAGAGCACAAAAAAAGAUAUUGUGAAGAAUGUUAACUGGCACACAUUUACUUGCAUUGGUUUUGUGUCCAUACAAUAGUGAAUGGGGGCCAGUUCUGUUCGGUGACCAACUUUCUUCAAACUAUUUUCUUUUAUGUUCUGUGGAAGAAAGAAAGUCCUAAAGGUUUGAAAUGAAAAGAGGCUGAGUAAAUGAUGACAGAAAUUUUAUUUUUGGAUGAACUAUCACUUUAAGAACCACAAUAGCUACAAACUCUGCCUCCCUACACGCAUAUUUUUAGUUUAUUGGCCAAAAAGGAUGAAUUUGACUGAUACAAUUAUUUUUAUUUAAAAAAUUCAGUGGAACCAUUAUUUUUAGAGUGUGGUCUUGAAGUGAACAGUGAAAUUCACAGAAAAACCUGAGCCAAUGCUUUCUCUCAUUAAGGCUGUGAUACAUGUUUCAUAUCCCUUCAAAGUAAUUUAGUAGUAUGUGCCACAUUGAUGUGUCCAUACUGGGAAAUGGAAUGUUUACUGUCAUGUCCUGUGAUGUAAAUGCAUGUAACAGUUGUUAUAUCAGGACCUACAUGUAACUAAGCAUAUCAUAUAUGCAUAUGUUGUUUCUCAAAGUGACUGUGAUCACCCUGUGUUAUUUCUAUGUACAUUUGUCUAAUAUUAAAAGCUUGUUUUAUAGAUGCAUAUAUAAAUAAAAAACA
Messenger RNA from Triplophysa rosa, 4507 nucleotides. It is a transcript of the gene mcf2lb, whose product is annotated as mcf.2 cell line derived transforming sequence-like b. The transcript has 29 exons. Gene Ontology annotation, molecular function: guanyl-nucleotide exchange factor activity. The coding region runs from base 343 to 3582 and encodes 1079 amino acids. Gene Ontology annotation, cellular component: cytoplasm; extrinsic component of membrane. The record is from RefSeq and is a predicted model, not a curated record. Gene Ontology annotation, biological process: intracellular signal transduction; positive regulation of Rho protein signal transduction. NCBI's taxonomy places the organism in Eukaryota, Metazoa, Chordata, Actinopteri, Cypriniformes, Nemacheilidae.